AUGAGGGACCGAGCAGGGCAGAGGAGGGUCCGAGCAGGACAGAGGAGGGUCCGAGCAGGACAGAGGAGGGUCCGAGCAGGACAGAGGAGGGACCGAGCAGGACAGAGGAGGGACCGAGCAGGACAGAGGAGGGACCGAGCAGGACAGAGGAGGGACCGAGCAGGACAGAGGAGGGACCGAGCAGGGCAGAGGCGGGACCGAGCUGGGCAGAGGAGGGACCGAGCUGGGCAGAGGAGGGACAGAGCAGGGACCGAGCAGGGCAGAGGAAUGACCGAGCAGGACAGAGAAGGGACCGAGAAGGACAGAGGAGGGACCGAGCAGGGCAGAGGAGGGACCGAGCAGGGCAGAGGAGGGACCGAGAAGGGCAGAGGAUUGACCGAGCAGGGCAGAGGAUUGACCGAGCAGGGCAGAGGAGGGACCGAGCAGGGCAGAGGAGGGACCGAGCAGGACAGAGGAGGGACCGAGCAGGACAGAGGAGGGACCGAGCAGGACAGAGGAGGGACCGAGCAGGACAGAGGAGGGACCGAGCAGGGCAGAGGAAUGACCGAGCAGGGCAGAGGAGGGUCCGAGCGGGACAGAGGAAUGACCGAGCAGGGCAGAGGAGGGUCCGAGCAGGACAGAGGAAUGACAGAGCAGGACAGAGGAGGGUCCGAGCAGGACAGAGGAGUUUUUGAGCAGGACAGAGGAGGGACCGAGCAGGACAGAGGAGGGACCGAGCAGGGCAGAGGAGGUUUUGAGCAGGGCAGAGGAGGUUUUGAGCAGGACAGAGGAGGGACCGAGCAGGGCAGAGGAGGGACCGAGCAGGGCAGAGGAGGGACCGAGCAGGGCAGAGGAGGGACCGAGCAGGACAGAGGAGGGACCGAGCAGGACAGAGGAGGGACCGAGCAGGACAGAGGAGGGUCCGAGCAGGGCAGAGGAGGGACCGAGCAGGGCAGAGGAGGGACCGAGCAGGGCAGAGGAGGGACCGAGCAGGGCAGAGGAGGGACCGAGCAGGGCAGAGGAGGGACCGAGCAGGGCAGAGGAGGGACCGAGCAGGGCAGAGGAGGGACCGAGCAGGGCAGAGGAGGGACCGAGCAGGGCAGAGGAGGGUCCGAGCAGGACAGAGGAGGGUCCGAGCAGGACAGAGGAGGGUCCGAGCAGGACAGAGGAGGGACCGAGCAGGACAGAGGAGGGACCGAGCAGGACAGAGGAGGGACCGAGCAGGACAGAGGAGGGACCGAGCAGGACAGAGGAGGGACCGAGCAGGGCAGAGGAGGGACCGAGCAGGACAGAGGAGGGACCGAGCAGGACAGAGGAGGGACCGAGCAGGGCAGAGGAGGGACAGAGCAGGGCAGAGGAGGGACCGAGCAGGGCAGAGGAGGGACCGAGCAGGGCAGAGGAGGGACCGAGCAGGACAGAGGAGGGACCGAGCAGGAGGAGGGUCCGAGCAGGACAGAGGAGGGUCUGUGCAGGGCAGAUGAGGGACCGAGCAGGGCAGAGAAGGGACCGAGCAGGACAGAGGAGGGACCGAGCAGGGCAGAGGAGGGACCGAGCAGGGCAGAGGAGGGACCGAGCAGGACAGAGAGGAGGGACCGAGCAGGACAGAGGAGGGACCGAGCAGGACAGAGGAGGGACCGAGCAGGACAGAGGAGGGACCGAGCAGGACAGAGGAGGGUCCGAGCAGGACAGAUGAGGGUCCGAGCAGGACAGAGGAGGGACCGAGCAGGACAGAGAGGAGGGACCGAGCAGGACAGAGAGGAGGGACCGAGCAGGACAGAGAGGAGGGACCGAGCAGGACAGAGAGGAGGGACCGAGCAGGACAGAGGAGGGACCGAGCAGGACAGAGAGGAGGGACCGAGCAGGACAGAGAGGAGGGACCGAGCAGGACAGAGAGGAGGGACCGAGCAGGACAGAGAGGAGGGACCGAGCACGACAGAGGAGGGACCGAGCAGGACAGAGGAGGGACCGAGCAGGACAGAGGAGGGACCGAGCAGGACAGAGACAAAACUAAGCAUGACAGAGGACAGGCUGUGCAGGAUAGGGAAGGGCUCUUUAAAUCUUCCCGCAAGACCUAGUGCCUUGAUUCCACAUAUCUUUGUGACCCUAUUUUUAUGA
Messenger RNA from Bombina bombina (fire-bellied toad), 2094 nucleotides. RefSeq lists its product as uncharacterized. NCBI's taxonomy places the organism in Eukaryota, Metazoa, Chordata, Amphibia, Anura, Bombinatoridae. The record is from RefSeq and is a predicted model, not a curated record. The transcript has a single exon. Bases 1 to 2094 code for a protein of 697 amino acids.